Myripristis murdjan (pinecone soldierfish) is the source of this 1225-nucleotide messenger RNA. RefSeq names its product glucose-6-phosphatase-like. Gene Ontology annotation, molecular function: glucose-6-phosphatase activity. Gene Ontology annotation, cellular component: membrane. Gene Ontology annotation, biological process: glucose 6-phosphate metabolic process; gluconeogenesis. The record is from RefSeq and is a predicted model, not a curated record. The coding region runs from base 1 to 1080 and encodes 359 amino acids. The transcript has 5 exons. NCBI's taxonomy places the organism in Eukaryota, Metazoa, Chordata, Actinopteri, Holocentriformes, Holocentridae.
AUGGAUCUUCUCCACAGCUGGGGGGUUGAGCUAGCGGUCCAUCUGCAGAGCAAGUACAGCAAAUACGAGGGCUGGUUCAGCCUGGCGUCCACAGUGGCUGAUCUGCACACUACAUUCUUCUGCUUCUUCCCCGUUUGGUUUUACUUGCGGAGGGACACAGGGCUCAGGCUCAUCUGGGUGGCAGUCAUUGGGGAUUGGCUCAACUUGGUUCUGAAAUGGGUCCUUUUUGGGGAGAGGCCGUAUUGGUGGGUUCACGAGACCAAGUUCUACAGAGAAGGACCAGUCCCCUCUCUGCAGCAGUUCCCCAUCACAUGUGAAACUGGACCAGGAAGCCCCUCUGGUCACGCAAUGGGUGCUGCUGGGGUGUGGUAUGUCAUGGUAACAGCUUUACUCUCCAUGGCAACAGAGAAACAGUGCCCCCCUUUACUAUACAGGUGGGUCUACACCAAUAAUAUAAUCACUUUAUUCUUGCAGAUAGGCCUGUGGUCACUGAUGAGCCUGGUAGAACUGUUGGUCUGCAUGUCCAGGGUCUACAUGGCUGCCCACUUCCCACACCAGGUCAUUGCUGGAGUCAUUACAGGUAUAAUAGUGGCUGAGAUUGUCUCCAAGGUGCAGUGGAUCUACAGUGCCAGCAUGAAGAAGUACUUCUACACGACCCUCUUUCUGACCUCCUUUGCUGUUGGUUUCUACCUGCUGCUCAAGGCUCUGGGUGUGGACCUACUGUGGACCAUGGAGAAAGCUCAGAAGUGGUGUGUGAGGGCAGAAUGGGUCCACCUGGACACCACCCCCUUUGCCAGCCUGCUGCGUAACAUGGGCACCCUGUUUGGCCUGGGCCUGGGCCUGCACUCCCCCCUCAACACCGAGCCCAAGAGGAGCAGUGCCAUUUUCAAGACGGGAUGUAUCAUUGUCUCCUUAACAUUACUUCAGCUGCUGGAUGGUUUGACAUUUUCAUCGAAAAACCUCACAGUUUUCUACUGUCUGUCUUUCUGUAAGAGUGCCGUUGCACUUUUAAUCCCCACCACUUUGGUGCCUGCAGCGCUCAGCUGGAUCUGCACUGGAAAGCGAGAGAAGAAGUUGUGAUUUAGGAGCAGACCUGGGCCAGUUAUCAGUGUCGUUCCCUACAUUUUGCUGGAGAUUUUUUUUUAGGACUGAGGCAUUCUUUUGCACUUUUGGGACACUGAAGUUCUGGAUGUGACAGUUCUUUAAAUUAGUAAUGUGGCCUACC